AUGAAAGUUGCGGAGGAUUUUGCGCACGACCUGGUGGACCGGGCGAGGAACAACCAACAGCUGCAGGACAUGAUCAUUAAGGAGGCGCAGAUGAGUGGCGCCGUGGACCGCAUUGCAGCCUUGCUGUACAUGGUCCCCAGCGCUGGAGCUGCCCUGCUGGACAUGCUGACAGUGCCACCCGCUGUCCAAGAUGCUGCAAAGCAUCCCUUGCCAUCCCGUGCCCCGUUGCACACGGGCCCGGCGCGGUGCACCUACCGACCGGACGUGGUGCAACGGCGUCAGCUGAUGUGGCCACAGUGGGAGUAUGAUGCGGACAACCAGGUUGCGGCCGUUCGCCAAGACAACGUCUAUGAUGUGGACGUGAAGGUGGUGCUGCUGCCAAACCUGCUGGAUGUGGAUAUCUUUAUGGCCUUGACUCGGACCUGGGAGACGGACAACCACGUCUUUGCGAAGCUGCCCAUCCAGGGCGCCAUCUACUGCCUUUGGGACAAGAGCCCUGUCAUGAAUGCGCUGGUGUGGCCCGUCUUCGCGUCCUCCUGGCUCUUCAUGGGUGUCGAGCUGGCCGUCUUGCUGGCCUGGGGCCUCCAGUCCAGCGAGGCGAAGAGCAACUCCCUGCAGAACCAGCAUCGGAAUUGGUCCAUCCUCCUCGCUGGUGCCGUUCGAGAAGGACUGCCUGCUGACCGGGGGAGGUCAUGCCGGCUUCUCCUGGUGUUGCCUUGCGUUUAUGACUCCUUCUUUAGCAACAUGGAUCCAGUCAUGUCAGAGUGGGAGCAGGGUCUACUUGCAAUCAACACCUUUGCACAGGGUUUUGCCGUGACCUACAUGCUGCGGCUGCUCCAUAGGUUCAAGAGGAUCUUAGCGAUCUUCAAGACAUUUUUCAGCCGCACCAUUCUGGAGAUGCUCCUCAUUGCUGUCUCCCGGCAGGCCUCCUUCUCCUUCGCCUUUCUGACCCUGAUCCGUCGAGAGCAGGCGGCGUGGACCGUCACCUACCUCUACCGGGGCUUGAUGUUCGGCGAUGGCGAUGGCCUAGAUCGCAUGGGCCUAAUGCUGGGGAGCACGGAGGAGGACAAUAAAAUCGCGCUGGUGCUCUUUAUGGUCUCUGGCACUAUCCUCUUCAACAUCACCAUCCUCAACUUGGUCAUUGCCAUCUACGGCAAUGAGUACGAGCAGGUGAACGCGGAAACGGAGCUCCAUUUCAUGAAGGAGAGAGCGAAGUACAGCUUGAUCUAUGUGGAGAUGCUGCACAAACAGUCCGGCACUCGGAUGUCGGGUGUGUUUCUUUGUGUUUCUGUGACAAACUUCUGUGCAAAACCUUUGGGUUAUGGUCAUGUGCCUUUGAUGAGGUUUAGCAAGAGACAAUGA
Messenger RNA from Durusdinium trenchii, 1362 nucleotides. NCBI's taxonomy places the organism in Eukaryota, Dinophyceae, Suessiales, Symbiodiniaceae. The record is from the annotation of a GenBank genome assembly.